AUGGCAGCGCGUCGCCAGUGGGAGACACGCCGACUUGUGUACCCGACCCGACCGACCAAAAUGUUCACCAAUAAACUUUAGUCUUGCCAAUCCAGGCGGGUGGCUCAGAACGAAAGUCAUUUUCGCGCGUUCACACAGCCAACCGCGAUAUCGUAUGCUAAGCGGGGUUAUCAUGGAAAAGCCAGACUUCGCGUAGUUGUUUGCAAAUUAUAAGGAUAUGUUUUCUACGUUCUUUUUUAAUACUAAACCGACGGCUUAAUGAUCGAAGGCUUCAUAUCGUAACUUCGGAUGAGGAAAAACAUUCUAAGAGUCAAAGAUGGCAAUGCCAACGUUGCCGCUAAGCUGCUCACCCAAAGUGAACCAAGUGCUCGAGUGCCCUUUAGUGGACGCGGUGGCCACCAACUUAUUAGCGCCCGUCAAGACGGAGCAGCAAAUUUUGGAAAAUUCGAUGCUCGAAGAUGACCCGAACUCGAACUGCGUCAUUGUGGAACCGGCGCAGCAGAACGCAUCGGGGCCAAGGUGGGGACCUCAACAUAAAGGGGCUCAAGAAUUGGCGAAUUUAUAUAGUAGAGGCAAGCGUACCCAAGAAUGCAUUUGCGUUGCCAUUUGUAUCACUCUAAUGGCGGUCAAUUUCCUCUUUCUGAUAUUCCAUCUGAAGAUCGAACGUAUCAGCGCGAUCGUGUUGGCGGCAUUUUGCGGGAUCAUCACCGCAGAUUUCUGUUCGGGGUUCGUGCAUUGGGCGGCGGAUACGUGGGGCUCCGUGGAAUUGCCCAUUAUUGGAAAGAAUUUUAUUAGGCCUUUUAGAGAACACCACAUCGAUCCGACGUCGAUCACUAGACAUGACUUCAUAGAGACGAAUGGUGAUAAUUUUAUGGUAACCAUUCCAUUUCUGGGCCGCAUGGUCUGGGAUUUUAUUACCCUCACGGAACACGAAGUGCAAAACAAGUUCACUUGGAACUGCUACGUUUUCUUGCUGGCGGUUUUCGUCGCAAUGACUAAUCAGAUUCACAAGUGGUCACACACCUACUUCGAUUUACCGCCUUGGGUGGUUUUCUUGCAAAAUUAUCACGUGAUUCUACCUCGUCGCCAUCACAGGAUUCACCACGUCGCACCGCACGAAACGUAUUUUUGCAUCACUACUGGCUGGUUGAAUUGGCCGAUGGAAAAACUUAAUUUUUGGAGCACUCUAGAGUUUCUUAUAGAGGCAUUUACUGGGUACAGACCUCGAGCUGAUGAUAUGAAGUGGGCGCAGAAACGAACUUAACGUUGUGCCUUAUUCCGUAUACAAAAAUGCUUUUUUUACACGUUGUCAAGUCAAACAGGUUGUGUUGUUAACAAAAGGUACCAAAUGUUGUACAAAAAUGUGAUUUAUUUUUUAAGAUAGCCACGCAGUCUCUAUUUUUUUUGUAAAUCAACUAGCUCCACUUUUCCGGAGAUCUCUUGUUUAGUUUGUUAAGCUUUCAUUGUACAAGUCCGUUAGAAAUCUAAAUUAGAACGAGAACUUUCGCUUAAGUGUUCCAUUGCAAUACAAUUCUUAUCGUCUGCAUGGCAAGCAUAUAGAAUAUUUUUUGUAGAAGAAGGUAGAAUACAAAAUACUUAGUGAUAUAACUGAAAUUUUGUAUUUUUAUGGUGUGAUGACAUUUUUAAAAAUAUUUAUAUCCUUAAAUAAAGUUUAUUAUUAUUGUUA
Molecule: messenger RNA, 1687 nt
Organism: Cylas formicarius (sweet potato weevil)
Lineage: Eukaryota; Metazoa; Arthropoda; Insecta; Coleoptera; Brentidae
Gene: Kua
Product: plasmanylethanolamine desaturase 1
Exons: 5
Coding region: 317-1264 (315 amino acids)
Molecular function (GO): oxidoreductase activity
Source: RefSeq, a predicted model, not a curated record